Molecule: messenger RNA, 867 nt
Organism: Epinephelus moara (kelp grouper)
Lineage: Eukaryota; Metazoa; Chordata; Actinopteri; Perciformes; Serranidae
Product: complement factor H-related protein 4-like
Exons: 4
Coding region: 91-738 (215 amino acids)
Source: RefSeq, a predicted model, not a curated record
ACUGGGCAGUCCAUGUUGUGAACCUUGGAGCACCCUGAGGACUCAAACACACAAGAAUUCUGCUCAGAAAACAACGUUUGUCAACGGGCCAUGAAGUUGUCUGUAAUCCUUCUGUUUCUCCACCUGUGGGGGAAUGUGGAAAUGUCUUCAUCACAGAAUGCAUGUGCAACGCUCCCAGACGUUCCCAAUGGCCACAUUUCUGAAGAGACCAAAAAUACUGAGUACCAAGGAGGACAUGUGAUACAUUUCACCUGUGACCCUGGUUAUACUGCAUCAGGUCCAAUCAUCAAAUAUGUAUGCUCGAGUGAGGGCUGGCUGGCAGUCCAACAGGGAACAUGCUCCUCGACUGUAAACUGUGCGAGUCCACCACCUCUCGCAGAUGGAGACGUCAAGUACACGCUGAAAAGUGAGUACAGCCACGAUGAAAGGGUGGAGUACGUGUGUCAAUCGUACUACACCAUGGAGGGUGAGCCUUACAGAACAUGCAUCAAUGGUGAAUGGAUCGGACAGAUGAGAUGCCUCAAGCCCUGCACGGUGAAUGACGACGACAUGAGGCAACACAAUAUUGCAUUAAAAUAUGCAGAUCACCACAAGAUAUAUUCAGUCCAUAAUGAUUACAUCGAGUUCAGGUGUACCAAAGGACGACCUGUCGGCACAAUGCGUCAGAAGUGUGAUGAUGGUGUGAUCCUCCUGCCAUCAUGUGAGGGACGUCGCACUGUCUUGCAGUCGCUAUCAUGAGCAACCUAUUACAUGAUGUACUGUGGUGCCCGGUUACAUUAUGCACUGUUUUUUAGGCAUGACCAAGAGAGGACAAUGUUUUAAUUUGUUCUCUACCAUUAUGAAUAAAGUUUGAAUUUAAGUCUGAAA